AUGGCUUCUACCUCGACCACAGGACAUCUUGAAGACUUUGAUAUCACUAUCAUUGACACAACAACAAUCAGCCCAACGAUGACAUCUCAGCCAUCUUCACAGGACUUGGCAAGAAUCGCGUCUACACUGGAAUCUUUUGAUAUCACAGUCAUCGGUAGAACAGUCAUCACACCUACAAAGAAGAAAACAACCGUCAAGACACCCCAACCACUCGGAAAGAACUUUGCGUUCUCAUUCGAUAUUGACGGUGUGAUCUACAAGUCGGGCGAGCUAUGCCCAGGGGCUUUAGAAGCCAUGACCUAUCUCCACGAAAACGAAAUCCCUUUUAUCUUCCUAACUAACGGAGGUGGAAAGAUCGAAGAUGAACGUGCUGCUGACAUGGCCCAGAAACUAGGGAUACCCAUCCUCGCUUCCCAGUUCAUCCAAGCACAUACUCCUUUCAAGAACCAAGUCGAAACUCUGGCCGACAAGACUGUUCUUGUGCUCGGAGGCGUUGGAAACCAGUGCAGAGAAGUUGCUGAGCACUAUGGCUUCAAGAGAGUCAUUACCUCUGCUGACAUCAUCACAGCUUAUCCAAACAUCUAUCCCUUCAACGAGAUCCACAAAGACUACUUCACUAAGACGGCACGACCAUUGAUGACCGAAGGAAAUUCCCCGCCAGAGGUUGCUGCUGUCUUCAUCUACUCAUCCCCCAGAGACUGGGGACUUGAUCUGCAGAUUCUCAUCGAUCUCUUCCUCUCGGAAAAAGGUAAGUUUGGCACCAUGUCCCCCCUCAAUGGAAACACUGAACUACCCAACAAGGGAUAUCUGCAAGACAGACAGCCCCAUCUCUUCAUGGCCAAUCCCGAUAUCACCUUCGCCACCAAGCACAACCUUCCACGAAUCUGCCAAGGCACUUUCAAACUGGCUUUGAAAGGCAUGUGGUCGGGCAUGACUGGAACUGAGCUCAUCGACGGAGAACAUUACACACAGAUCGGUAAGCCUACCCAGCUCCAGUUCGAAUACGGCGAGCAGGCUCUUCGUGAGGUUGCUGGGGAGGAACUAGCACGGGUAUACAUGGUAGGUGAUGGACCUCGCUCAGACAUUGCUGGUGCGAACAACUAUCUGAGUCCCCAUGGGACGACUUGGUCGAGCAUUCUGGUUCAGACCGGAAUCCAUCAAGCUGGAACGGUACCAGAGCAUUUGCCGACCGUCGAGGUCCCAAAUGUCAUGGAUGCAGUGAGAUGUGCUCUGGAACAAGAAGGUGUGCAAAUCUAG
Molecule: messenger RNA, 1257 nt
Organism: Drepanopeziza brunnea f. sp. 'multigermtubi' MB_m1
Lineage: Eukaryota; Fungi; Ascomycota; Leotiomycetes; Helotiales; Drepanopezizaceae
Biological process (GO): glycerophospholipid biosynthetic process
Cellular component (GO): mitochondrion
Source: RefSeq, a predicted model, not a curated record